Messenger RNA from Parastagonospora nodorum SN15, 1857 nucleotides. RefSeq lists its product as hypothetical. The record is from RefSeq and is a predicted model, not a curated record. The transcript has 6 exons. Lineage: Eukaryota; Fungi; Ascomycota; Dothideomycetes; Pleosporales; Phaeosphaeriaceae. Gene Ontology annotation, cellular component: ESCRT-0 complex. Gene Ontology annotation, biological process: protein targeting to vacuole; protein transport to vacuole involved in ubiquitin-dependent protein catabolic process via the multivesicular body sorting pathway. Gene Ontology annotation, molecular function: ubiquitin binding; phosphatidylinositol-3-phosphate binding; metal ion binding. Bases 1 to 1857 code for a protein of 618 amino acids.
AUGGCGGGCUGGUUCGGGUCCUCCACCAACAGCGCCUUCGAUGAGCAGAUCGAGCGCGCUACGUCCUCGAGCUUAGAGGACAUGCCCCUCAACCUCGAGAUAUCCGACGUUAUUCGAUCCAAGACGGUGCAGCCUAAAGAUGCCAUGAAAUCGCUCAAGAAGAGGAUAGGCCACAAAAACCCCAACGUCCAGCUAGCGACGCUGAAUCUCACAGACACGUGCGUGAAGAACGGCGGCGCACACUUCAUCCAAGAGAUAGCUUCGCGCGAGUUCAUGGACAAUCUGACGUCGUUACUAAAAGCGCCGUCGACAAUCGCGCCGAACAACGAUGUCAAGAACAAGAUGCUGGAGCUGAUACAAUCAUGGGCCACUGCUGCGGAGGGUCGGAUGAACCUAGGCUACAUCAACGAGGUGUACCGGAGUCUGCAGCGAGAGGGCUACCACUUCCCGCCAAAAGAGAACAUUGCAAGCAGCAUGCUGGACAGUAGUGCUCCUCCCGAAUGGACCGACUCCGACGUCUGCAUGCGCUGCCGGACCGCCUUCACCUUCACGAACCGCAAGCACCACUGCCGUAACUGCGGAAACGUCUUUUGCGGCGCCUGCUCGAGCAAGACCAUACCGCUACCACACCUCGGUAUCAUGGAGCCUGUGCGCGUCGACGAUGGUUGCCACGAGAAACUGACGAUACGCUCACGAGGGGCCCCGGUCCCAAGGCCGUUCGAUACACCAAAACCACACAAGACGCUAUACCAAGGCGCCAUGGAGCCCCGAAGUGCGCGCGUAGACGACAGCUUCGAUGCGGACCUGAAGCGCGCCCUGGAAAUGAGCUUGGAGGACGCAAAGGGAACUGGCUCAUCGGGCUUCGUAUCACAAUCGCAAUUGCAGUCGAAACCGAAGCCUAGCACCAACGGCUCAUCGAGGAAGGAGCCCCAAGAAGAGGAGGAUCCGGAUCUUGCAGCUGCCAUUGCGGCCUCACUUGCGGAUAUGGAAGAGCAAAAGAAGAAGUAUACGACUACGUUCAAGCAGCAGACUGCUAGCUCGAGUGCAGCAGCGCCAUUUGUAGCGCCCAAGAACGAUUACGAGCUGACCCCAGUCGAAGCCGAGAAUAUCAACCUGUUUUCUACCCUCGUAGACCGCUUACAACACCAACCGCCAGGCACUAUUCUGCGAGAACCACAGAUACAGGAGCUGUAUGAGAGCAUUGGCAAGCUACGGCCGAAGCUUGCGCGAACUUAUGGCGAGACAAUGAGCAAGCAUGAUACACUACUUGAUCUCCAUGCCAAGCUCUCUUCUGUCGUCCGAUACUACGACCGCAUGCUCGAGGAGCGUCUCUCGAGCACCUAUAACCAAGCUGGUGCCAUGUACGGUCUCCCUGCUCCUACGCAGCGCCCUGCGUCCAACCUAUACCCCAGCAUACAAUCCGGCGCCCCUAGUGACGCAGAGAGCGCAAACUACUACUACGGCGAUAACACCCAAGGCCAACCCUCACAACCACCCAUGCAGCGCUCGCAAAGCUUCGCUUCACAACCGGCGCAACAACAACCGCCUUCGCCGCAAAUGUACAACCACGCACCGCCUCAGCAGACGCCUCUUUCCCCACCUGCAUACCAGAACCCAUCAUAUCCAAGUCAACAACAAACCGCGCCGCCCCCUCAGCAACAAGCACCGCCCCAGCAAGCUCCUCCUCCCCCGCAGCAGCAGCAAUGGCAACAACCCGCACAGACUCAGACCCAGGCGUGGCAGCCUGCGCCGUACGCGGCGGGUGGCUACGGCCCCGAGAGUUUCCCGAGCGCGCCGCAGAAUCAAUUGCCGCCGCAGCAGCAGAAGGUGGUGGAUGAGCCGCUGAUUGAUUUGUAG